ACACUUAGCCUAUAGCAGGGUCUGGGCGCACGGCUCCGAGCACCCUAAAACAUCUCUUCAAAUUGUCGGAUCUGUUGUGUUGAAGGAGUUAUACGACAGUGGACGAAAUCUUUCACCAUUUAGAUACACGUUUCGAAUACAUACGGUGUUCUCACUGUUCGCAUGAAACAAUGGAGUCUCUUUUGACCACUAAGAUGUGGACAAGGUACGUUCCAGUCUUUCUUCUUCUCUGUGCAGCAAUCAACGUCGCGUCCGCUGUAACGCAUUAUUCUAUUCCCGAGGAGAUGGAUGUAGGAUCCAUUGUUGCAAACCUAGCAGCUGAUUUGGGACUGAAUGUUCGAAGCCUGACGGAGCGUAAAAUGCGGUUAGAUGUACUCGCUAGCAAGAAAUAUCUAGACAUAAAUAAGGAGACAGGAGAUCUAUACAUCGUUGACAGAAUUGACAGGGAAUACUUGUGUCCCUCUAAAAUGACAAUAUCUUGUUUUCUGAAGUUGGAUGCAGCGAUUGAAAAUCCAAUCAGAAUGUUUAACAUUGAAAUUGAAAUAACAGAUAUCAAUGAUAACGCACCGCAUUUCCGAAGAGAUACGAUGCAUUUGGAUGUAUCUGAAUCCACUCUGACUGGAGAGCGCUUCUCUUUAAACAAUGCUGUUGAUCCUGACAUAGGUACUAAUUCUAUUAAGACAUACUAUCUUAGUGAAAGUGAGCAUUUUACAAUUGAGAUACAAACUGGGCGUGAUGGAUCGAAAUUUACUGAUUUGGUGCUUAAAAAAUCUUUAGACCGAGAGAAGCAGUCUGUACACAGUCUUACACUCACUGCUGUUGAUGGCGGAAUUCCUGCGCGCACCGGCACUGCCAGCAUUAUUGUUCGUGUGCUAGAUACAAACGACAACGCCCCUCAGUUUGAAGAGGAGAAAUAUACCAUAGACCUAAGCGAAAACUCCCCACUUGGUAGCCUUGUUGUUAAAUUAAGCGCAACUGAUUUGGAUGAAGGAACUAACGCAGAUAUCGAAUUCUCAUUCAGUCUCUAUACAUCUGAGAAAACACAAAAUACGUUUAGUUUAAAUCCCAGUAAUGGCGAGAUCAGAGUAAAAGAAACCAUAAAUUAUGAAGACUUUAGAAUUUAUGACAUGGAAAUUAUAGCGAAGGAUAAAGGGGUUAAUCCGCUCUCUGGGCAGUGUAAAGUAACCAUAUUAAUAACCGACAUGAAUGACAAUCACCCUGAAAUCUCUAUCAAAUCUUUUCAAAGUCCAAUUAAAGAAGACAUAGCUGUAUAUACAGUAAUUGCAGUCAUAAGUGUAAGCGAUAAAGAUUCGGGUGAAAACGGUAUAGUUGAUAUUAGUAUACCAGCUAAAAUGCCAUUUGCUUUAAGAGAAUCUUCUGAUAACUAUUAUGAACUCGUAGUGUCUGAGUCUCUUGAUCGCGAAAAAGUUCCAGAAUAUGAUAUCACCUUUACAGUGACAGAUAGGGGCUCCCCUCCAUUAUCUGACAAUGAAACAAUGACGUUAGAGCUACUAGACGUUAACGACAACGUACCACAAUUUCCACAAACUUUUUACACUAUUCCAGUUAUGGAAAACAACGCGCCUGGUGCGCUGUUGAGCUCGCUAACAGCUUUAGAUCCAGACCUCCAUGAAAACCAGUAUCUAGUGUAUUUCAUAAUAGAGAAAGAAAUAGCAAAUACCUCAAUGUCAAUGUUAUUCUCAAUCAACCCAGAAAAUGGCAACCUUUACGCACUGAAAACGUUUGAUUACGAAAUAGAAAAGGAAUUCCUUUUUCACAUUGAGGCAAGGGAUUCUGGCGUCCCUCCGCUAAGCAGUAAUGUCACCGUUCACAUCAUUAUUAUGGACCAGAAUGACAAUACUCCAGCCAUUGUUUCUCCGUGGCGUGCGCAUGGUGUAGUGGUCGAGGACAAGAUCCCGAGAUCCACUGACAAAGGAUCUCUAGUGGCUAAAGUAAUCGCGAUUGAUACGGAUUCAGUACACAACUCUCGGAUAACAUACCAGUUUCUUGUGAAUACUGAUGCUACUCUGUUUAGUCUGGACCAGUACAAUGGAGAGAUCCGGACUAUGAGGAUGUUCAGUUACAGGGAUGCGCGUCAUCAGCGUCUUGUUGUCAUUGCAAAAGACAAUGGAGAGCCCUCUCUCUCUGCGACAGUAACCAUCAAACUGUCAACGGUGGAAACUGCUUUGAAAUCCUACUCUGACACGACUGAAGUUCCUUUAGAAUAUGACAUAUUUUCAGACUUAAACCUGUAUCUGGUGAUAGGACUUGGUUCUGUAUCAUUCUUGUUACUGAUCACCAUACUGGUCACCAUCGUGCUGAAGUGUCAAAAGCCGAGUAAAGCAGCACCUCCUUCUAGGAAUAGUGUGAUCAGUUCAGAGAGGAACUCUACCUUCGCGGAUUCUACACUGGUCUCAAACGAUGCCUACUGGUACAGUAUGUUCUUAGCGGAGACGCGUAAAGGAAAGCUUGUAGUAAGACAGCCGGCGCCAAAGGGGGCGAGGUACGUCGUGUCCAGCUUACCAAGAGGCACUGGGAUCACCGAUACAAGCGAUUCGGCUGCUUCUACUCUUCAGGUAAGAGAAAGUUUAGACAUUGCAUAUUAACCUGACACAAUUACU
Clupea harengus (Atlantic herring) is the source of this 2621-nucleotide messenger RNA. RefSeq names its product protocadherin alpha-C2-like. Gene Ontology annotation, biological process: homophilic cell-cell adhesion. NCBI's taxonomy places the organism in Eukaryota, Metazoa, Chordata, Actinopteri, Clupeiformes, Clupeidae. Gene Ontology annotation, cellular component: plasma membrane. The record is from RefSeq and is a predicted model, not a curated record. Gene Ontology annotation, molecular function: calcium ion binding.